Molecule: messenger RNA, 1875 nt
Organism: Clunio marinus
Lineage: Eukaryota; Metazoa; Arthropoda; Insecta; Diptera; Chironomidae
Source: the annotation of a GenBank genome assembly
AUGAUUGGAAAGAAUAAAAUGCCUGGAAUCAUCCCAUUGGCAGUUCGUGACAUUUUUAAUGAAAUCAACGAAACUAAGGAUCGAGAAUUCGUCGUGAAAAUCGGCUACAUUGAGAUUUAUAACGACAAAGUUUAUGAUCUCUUUGAAGACGGUAAAACGGAACUUUCCAUCUUCGAAUCCAAUGGACACGUCUUGGUAAAUCAAAAAGAGUACGUGGCUGUAUCAGAAAAGGAAGUCAUGAAACAAUUUGCUGUCGGAAACAAAUGCAAAAAAAUGACUGGGACGAAAACCAACAAAGACUCGAAUCGAUCGCAUACAAUUUUCCAAAUAACGAUCAAAUCUCAAAACAAGAAGGCGAAAGAUUCACGUACUUCGAAUUUAUUCUUAGUGGAUUUGGCUGGUAGUGAAAAACCAGAUGCGUCAGCAACAACAACAUUCAACGAAGGCCUGCACAUCAACCAAAGUCUUCUUGUUCUUGGAAAAAUCAUCAGAGAGCUAGCGAAGAAAAAUUCGAGUUUGAAGCGCGUCAACUUUCGAGAAUGCAAACUGACGAGAAUUCUCUCACCAGCACUGGGUGGGAACUCUUAUGCUUCGGUGAUUUGUACUGCGGCUCCAACGGUUCUUGAUGAAACUUAUCACACACUUUGCUUCGCGCAAAAUGCAGAAAAGGUAAAAACAGUUCCGAAGUUCAAUCUUGUCAGCAGGACGAAAUUUUUCUUCCAAGCUUGCCAAAUGACAGUUUCUAGUUCUUCAUCUUCAUCAUCUGAAACAAAUGUAGCAGUCGAUUUGAAUUUAGAAAGACAACUACCACUCAGUCCAAUAGCAGUACCGGAGAGUUCAUCAGGCAUCCCAAAGAAAAUAAAAUCAAAAAUGUAUCAGAAAACAUCAACAAAGAUGUUGGCAGUAAAUAGUACACCGACAGUAAAAGCAAGUAGAAAAGUUACAAUCAAUGAUGAAGAAACUUUAAUAGAACAUCGUGAUGGGAUGAAAAAUCGUGUGGAGCCGUUAGGAUUGUCUGGAAAAAAGAGCGUCAAAGAACCAGCAGACUCUCAAGGAGUCAUUCAAGAAGGGAAGGACAAGAUCAUCAAGAAAUUGCAAGAAGAAGUACGCAAACUUAAAGCUGAAAAUGUUGAGAUGCGAGCUGAAAUCGAAGGCAACAACGGGAUUGUUAACGAAAAACAACAAGAAAUCGAAGAGUGCAGAAAUAAAGUCGUCGAGUUGGAAGAUGACAUAAAAAUUUACGCUAUUGCUUUUCGUGAUUUAGAGCUCGCCAUUCGUGAAAAGGAGAGAAGAAUGAUGAAAGUGGGCGAAGAGAAAAAUGAAAUGAGAUCAAAUUUCAAUGAAAAAUUUGAUGAGUUCAAAAAAAUCCUUGAGGCGAAGGACAAUGAGAUCGUUGCACUGAGGGAAAAGGAAAAAGCAAAAAAUGCCUCAACAGAGGCGAAGAAAAACGAACAUCUGGACAACUUCUUGAAAACUGAGCAAAGCUUUAAUCUAAAAUAUGAAUCAGCACAAAAGCAAUUAAGUAUUACGCUCAGUCAAUUAAAUGAUAAAAUUGCUAUAAUUAAAGAAAAAGACGACGAAAUUGAAUUGAUUCGAAGCAAGUUGAAUGAGUUUGGAAAUAAGGAAGCAGAUAAAGACACACUUACCGUUGACAUUGUAAACAAAGAUAAUGAAGGUUCAUCAGGUUCAUCAGGUUCUACCGAAAAUAAGGAGACCGAAGGUUCUUCCGCCUCUCAAGGAUCAUCUGAAAACAAAUCAUCGGAAUCAGAAGCAGAGUCCCAAAAAACCGUAAUCAGGAAAGGAACAUGCCUGACAUGUGGACUUCACUUUCAACGGCAACCAGGUCUUGAACGUCAUAUUAAAAUAAAACACUAA